CGAAGCCAUAGAAAACCCUGACUCUGCAUCGUCGUAUACUUAUAUAUGCUGAUUGUUGCAUGUGCCGAUGUGAUUGUCGAAAUUGUGUUUGUUUGUGUUAAGGAGCUUAGGAAGGAAACACUUUGUUUAGAUGUUAUUGUAUACCACGUAUGGUGUGCACUGGAGAUAGGAAACCAUACCGGAACCAUAUACUUGUCUUCAAAUUAAUUACUUUACCAGAAGUAAUUUCAUUGUGUCAUGCAUAGCAGUUAUUCACAAGUCUUCACGAUUUCUAACUCUCGACCUUACUCUUAACACCCCCUGAAUAUUCCACAAUUUUACCAUGCGUACAGAACAGUGUUACAUGGCGGAAGAAGAAACAUCUGGAAACACUGAUAGUGACAUCGCCGUGGCCUUAUUGCCACAAACUGCAACACGGGGAGUUGCAGAAAGCAUCACGCAAUGUACUAUCAACCCAGAUUCUACAUCUGAGUUGAUAUGUUAUGGAUACCAGAGGAGUUAUUGGAAAUCUAUUAUUGCUGGACUUUCUGUUUUAUGCUCUGGGGGAUUUCUUUUGCUUAUAUUCUACUGGAGACCAGAUUGGAAAUUACGAUGCACGCAUACUCGUACUACCAUCAUGAAAUCAAGCCAGGUCUUGCUUCGGACAACAGACGAAGCCAAUCAAGUUUUUGUCUCGAAGAUUAAAGAGAUUCCCUUGGAAUUGGCAAACCUUAUUUCUUUAAGGUAUGCUUCACCUCAUCUAGCUGACUUGCAACCAUGCACCGAUAACGAAGCUCUGGUAGAUUAUGGGACAGAAACUUCAUCUGGCCCUGCUGUCAUCUGUUUUAAGCACCACUCCUUAAAGUAUAUCUGGAAUAAAACGUCAGCGACCUUUAUUGAGCUUGGUGGAUUGGACAAGCAAGCUACUCUUGAACAAAUUCAUCAAGAUUCUACAAACGGUCUCCAACCGGAGGAUAAGGACAACAGGUUGCAACUAUUUGGACCAAACGUGAUCACUGUUAAAAUUCCAGCAUACCUGCAACUUCUUUUGUUUGAAAUUUUAAAUCCGUUUUAUGUUUUUCAACUCUUUGCUGUCAUCUUCUGGGUGCUUGACGAAUACGAGAUUUAUGCAUCAGCGAUAUUUGUAAUGUCCGUUAUAUCAGCGGUUACGUCUUUAAUAGAGGUUCGCAGAGAACGCUUUAAACUGCAUCAGAUGGUUGAAUUUCAUAAUGAAAUGAAGGUGCAGGUCCUACGUCAAAUAAACCAGGAUCCUCAAGUUACUGAGAUUUGGUCCAAAGACCUGGUUCCUGGCGAUGUGCUUGUGGUGCCACCUAGCGGUAUGCAACUCGCUUGUGAUGCAGCACUUGUGUCUGGUACUUGCAUAGUUAACGAAAGUAUGUUGACUGGAGAAAGUGUUCCUGUGACCAAAACACCGCUACCAAGUGGCGAGAAUGAAUUAAAGGACAUCUAUGAUACGACACCCCAUAAGCGGCAUACUCUGUUUUGUGGAACUGAAGUUUUACAAACUAGGUUCUACCGUGGAGAAUUAGUUAAAGCUGUUGUAGUUCGUACUGGCUACCAUACUGCUAAAGGAAAGCUUGUGCACAGUAUUUUGUAUCCAAAACCAGUGGAUAUGAAACUUCUAAGGGAUGCUUAUCGAUUUGUGGGGUUGCUUUUUACUAUUGCAAUGGCUGGAUUCGUAUACACUGUAGUGAUAAUGGCGAAUGAUGGGGAAUCUAUUCGUGAGAUUUUCUUCAGUGCAGUUGACCUGAUAACAAUAUCAGUUCCCCCUGCAUUACCACUGGCUAUGACCAUUGGCAUCAUAUACGCUCAGUUAAGGCUCAAGAAACAGAAGAUACAUUGCAUCAGUCCUCAAAGAAUUAACAUUAGUGGACAGGUUGAUGUUGUAGCUUUCGACAAGACGGGGACAAUGACUGAGGAUGGUUUAGACCUUUCCCAUAUCAUUCCCAGUUUGUUAAAAGCCAGCCCAACCAACAUGCGAUCUGAUGACCCUGGGACACUUGACCUCGUGACCCCCGAAUCAAGCACCCCGGCCUUUCACCUUGUUAUUGACCCCGAGAAUUUGACAAACGAGCUCAACCCUCAAGAUGAGUUACUACAGUGUAUGGUGACUUGUCAUACUCUCACAACUAUUGAUGGAAAGGUAUUGGGGGAUCCUCUCGAUCUGAAAAUGUUCGAGGCCACCAAGUGGUCAAUUGUUGAACCUUCGGUGGAAGAUGAGAGCAAAUAUGAUCAACUACAAAUAACUUACUUUCGCCCCCCAGUGGAGAAAAUUGACGAGACAUUGGUUGAAUCAAUUGACUUACAAAAUGGACAGUCCCCACCUAGAGGAAGUUCGUCGCAUGAUAUCGGGAUCGUUCGUCAGUUUCCGUUCGCUUCCACGCUCCAGCGAGCAAGCGUGAUCGUUCGAGCAUAUCGAGCAAAACCGAAAGAAAUGAAAGUUUACCUCAAGGGGGCGCCAGAGAUGGUGGCGAGCUUGUGUGCGCCGUCGACUGUCCCGAACGAUUUUCACCAAGUUUUGAAAAACUAUACACAACAAGGGUUUCGGAUGAUCGGAAUGGCUUGUAAGGACAUUUCACUCACGUGGUUGAAAGCUCAGAAAAUCGAACGUUGCGCAGUUGAAUGCGACCUCAAAUUCCUUGGCUUAAUUGCGUUGCAGAAUAAACUGAAACCUCAAUCUAAAGGUGCUUUGGAAAAACUUGAUACCGCCAAUAUUCGUAGCGUGAUGGUGACAGGGGACAAUUUGCUAACAGCCCUCAGUGUUGCGCAUGAAUCUGGUAUGAUACGCCCCAGUGAGCACGUACUGCUUGCUACAACAACUGAAGCCACGGAAAAUUUACCGGCAACACUGAAAUGGAAAUAUGCGGAGAACACUGGAAGAUCUAGGUCUUGUUCCAGGUCUUCAUUCUCUUCUUCCGACGAAAUAAUUUCAAAAAAAGAUCGUUCUGUCUCGUUAUGCAUGGGUGAACAGAUGGCACCGAAGUGGCAUCUUGCUGUGUCGGGAAAAGAUUUCGAGACAAUUCAAAAUUAUUUUCCAGAAUGGAUUGAAGUAUUAUCCGUAAAAGGUACUGUAUUCGCACGGAUGUCACCCGACCAGAAGACAGAACUGAUGGCGAACUUACAAUCAGUAGACCAUCACGUAUGUAUGUGCGGGGACGGUGCUAAUGAUUGUGGAGCGCUUAAACGAGCUCAUACGGGCAUCUCGCUAUCAGAACAUGAGGCUUCUGUGGCUGCACCUUUUACUUCACACACUGAUCUUGGCAUCGAGUGCGUUCCUACAUUAAUCCGUGAAGGUCGUGCAGCUUUAGUGACUUCGUUUGGAAUGUUUAAGUUCAUGGCUCUGUAUUCACUCAUUCAGUUCUGCACCAUAACCAUACUGUAUUCUGAAUUGUCAAAUUUGAGUGACUUGAUGUACCUUUACAUCGAUUUGAUUAUUAUUGAUGUGGUCGCGGUCACCAUGUCAAGGAACCAUGCAUGCAAGUUCCUUCACAAAAAGCAUCCGCCAUAUAGUUUGGUUUCUUUGGAAAUGUUGGUUUCACUUCUUGGUCAUAUCAUACUUCAACUUGGGUUUCAAGUUCUCAUUUAUUUUUAUGUUCGACAACAAUGCUGGUUUACAACACUCACACCAGCUCAAGCUCACAACGCAACAUUGAACGUAACUAAUUGCCCUCAAAUUGAAAAUGUAGUGGACCAAUCAGAUGUGGUUGACGAUUUCAACGUCCUAACUUACGAAGCAUCGGCGCUUUUCUACUUCUCCAGCUUCCUAUACAUGUCGACUUCUAUGGCUUUCUCGCGAGGAUUUCCUUUCAGGACGCCCAUCUAUAAAAACUACUUGUUCAUUUUUUCUCUCCUCGUGCUCUUGGGUUUUACUCUCUUUAUGAUCUUCGGUGCUCCUAUCGCGUUCGACAACUUCGUUAUGGUCCGGAGGAUCCCUGAUCCCACGUUUCUUCUUAUCCUUGUUGGCAUCGCUGGAGGACACUUCGUCAUCGCUGUCUUUUUCGAAAUGAUCCUUAUCGAACGAUCGGCAGUUUGGGACUGGAUUAGGGGAUCCACCUUUGCAAAAUGGGGCAGAAGAACCCCGCCCAAGCGUUUCAAAGUGUUGCAGAGCUAUUUUCAAACAGGGGAAUCCCCCAUGGAAAUAGGAGUAAUUAACCCCAUGUCUUCGUUGGGUUUAACCUUCACGUCCACGAUUAAAUAUGACGCAAAAAUCGAUUAUUGUAAGAAAACUCGUUUAUAGCAUGAAGCAUUGAUAUUUAUAAUUCUUAUGUUUAAGGUUACCAAUAAAGCUGUUAUUUUUAGUGUCAAUUUUUUCAUGGAGGUGAACCAAACUAUAUAACCCAGAUUCCAUAUACUGAUUUCCAACAUCUGGCGUAAUAAUAAAACAAAAAAUAUUUGAACAUUAUUUUUUUUCUUUGGCGAUUACAUUCACUGUAUUUAAAGGAUUUGGGAUUGUUUUAAAUUAUUUAUUCCUAAAAGAAACUACGUACUUUCAUGAAUUUAAGUUUUUAGAAGUGAAAAAUGUGAAUAUUAAGAGUUUGUAUUAAAAUUUCAUGACAUUUUAAAUUGAGAGAAUGAAUUUUGCUUUAAUUCAUUAGUGUUAAAAUUUAUCUGUGAAAUUUUGUUUUGUUUUAUAGUUUAAUAUUUUAAUUGAAUAAAUGUAUGAGCUUGAUGGUA
Messenger RNA from Ciona intestinalis (vase tunicate), 4674 nucleotides. The record is from RefSeq and is a predicted model, not a curated record. NCBI's taxonomy places the organism in Eukaryota, Metazoa, Chordata, Ascidiacea, Phlebobranchia, Cionidae.